AUGGAACACGAUAAUCUAACAAUGAAAUGCCAAGCUCGAGGUCGACCUAUACCCUAUAUUGCUUGGUAUCGUCGUAGUGAAGAUGGAAAAAAUACUAAUAAUAAUAAAACAAGAUUAGAUAAUCAAAUUUUAGCUAAUAAUACUGAUGGUUUAUUUCAUUUAAUUAAUAUUAGUCGUUAUCAAAAUGGACAUUAUGAAUGUCGAGUAUCAAAUGGAGUCAAUGAUCAUGUUGUUAGUAAAGAUAUUGAAUUACGUGUCCUUUGUAAGUAA
Messenger RNA from Rotaria sp. Silwood2, 270 nucleotides. The record is from the annotation of a GenBank genome assembly. NCBI's taxonomy places the organism in Eukaryota, Metazoa, Rotifera, Eurotatoria, Philodinida, Philodinidae.